GGUGUAUGAUUAUUAUCAGAGUCAAAAGUAUAGUAUCAUGGAGAUCAAAGGCAGAGCCACGGGGGUCAAGAGGGGGCAAAUGACCCCCUGGCCCGCCUAGAAAUUUAGGGGCAAACGUUUCCAGCAAUACUUCUAUGUUCAAACUUGAAAACCAGACCUUCCUGCUCACAAACAGUGGAAGGCUUUGCUUCAUGUCAGCUUCUACUGCUGCUGCAGUGGCAGAUGCUACCAUGAACCCUUAUUUUCAUCAACAAAUUUCCACAAAUCCAUAUACCCAGAUAGAACCACCACCAGGAUCUCUUUUUUCUCAAAAAUUGGAGCCCAAAGUUUGCAUCUUUUGGCUGCUAAAGUGUAGAAACAUAUUUCAGAUUAGACAAGUCCAUGCCCAAGUGACUGUGAAUGGGAUGCUCCAAAAACUCAUUGUUGCUAACAAACUCCCUUACAUGUAUGCACAGCAUAUGGCUCUGGGUGAUGCUUACACAUUAUUUGGUAGGAUGAGAAAAAGAGACCCGGUUAGUUAUAGUGUAAUGGUUGGUGGGUUUGAAGGUUGGUGAUUAUAUGAACUUUUUUGGGACAUUUAGGGCGAUUAUUCAAUGUGGUGUGUGGCAGUAAAAUUAUAAAAUGCCUUUUGUGAUAAGGGCGUCAGAAUAUAGUGGACCUCCAAAUCGGUAGACUGAUUCAUGAAAUUGCUUUAAAUAUGAUUUGGAGUUGGAUCAUUUUGUUUGUGCUGCGCUUGUGGACAUGUAUGCAAAAUGUAGGGCAAUUCAUGCUCAGCGAUUGUUUGUUAAAAUGCAAAAGAGGGACCUUGUGGCGUGGAAGAGGAUGAUUGGCAUGUAUGCUGACUGUGGUGUGGCAAUGCAAAUAAGUUGCUGGUUUUGUUUGAUCAGAUGAGAGAGGAAGGAUUAGCGGUACAAUUUUUAGGGUUAUAGUGAAAAACGAGGACCAGGUUGAGCUUUCAUUUACAAGAAUGUGGGAUCCCACACUGGAGGGCAAGUUUGUUCCCCUGAAUAUAGACAAAAGGUUUAUAAUGCUUCGUGGUUCCUCAGGGUUUUAUUCUUAUGCCAUUUAUGAGCACUUGAAGGAUUGGCCCGAUUUUGACAUUGGUGAAACCAGGAUCACUUUCAAGCUCAGAAAAGACAAGUUUCGCUACAUGGCCAUAGCAGAUGAUAGGCAAAGAUACAUGCCUCAGCCUGAUGACCGGUGCUCAGGAAAAUGCCAAAUCCUGGCCUACCCUGAAGCUGUCCUUCUCGUCAAUCCCACAAUGCCAGAUCACAAGGGAGAGGUGGAUGACAAAUACCAGUACUCCUGUGACAACAAAGAUAUUAAGGUACAUGGGUGGAUAUCUAGUAUCCCACAUGUCGGAUUUUGGCAAAUCACACCUAGCGAUGAGUUCCGAUCUGGUGGGCCCCUCAAACAAAGUCUAACAUCACAUGUUGGCCCCACCACCCUUGCGAUGUUUCUUAGUGCUCAUUAUGCCGGACAAGACCUGGUGCCGAAAUUCAGAGCUGGUGAGCCAUGGAAGAAGGUUUUUGGCCCAGUAUUUAUCUAUCUUAAUUCUGCAUCUAUUGGAGAUGAUCCGUUUUGGCUAUGGGAGGAUGCUAAAAUACAGAUGACAAACGAAGUCCAAAGCUGGCCUUAUAGUUUUCCAGCUUCUGAGGAUUUCCAAAAGGCUGAUCAACGUGGUAAUGUUAAUGGUAGACUACUUGUCUCAGAUAGGUAUACUUGCAAAGAUUAUAUACCAGCAAAUGGUGCUUAUGUUGGCUUGGCCCCACCAGGAGACAAUGGAUCAUGGCAAAGAGAAUGCAAGGACUAUCAAUUUUGGGUGAGAGCAGAUGAGGGAGGCUAUUUUUCCAUCACCAACAUUCGUACCGGUGACUAUAACCUCUACGCGUGGGUCCCUGGCUUUAUAGGAGAUUACCGAUGCGAUAUUGCCAUUACCAUAACCUCAGGUUCUUAUAUUGAAAUGGGUGAUCUUGUAUAUGAACCUCCUAGAGAUGGACCAACAUUGUGGGAAAUAGGCAUCCCUGAUCGUUCUGCUGCAGAGUUUUUUGUUCCCGAUCCCGAUCCAAAGUACAUUAAUAAACUUUAUGUCAAUCAUCCUGACAGGUUUAGGCAUUACGGAUUGUGGGGUAGGUACGCAGAACUAUAUCCUGAUACAGACUUAGUGUACACUGUCGGUGUUAGCGAUUAUAGUAAAGAUUGGUUCUUUGCUCAGGUUCCCAGGAAGAAAGAAGAUGACACACAUCAAGGAACAACUUGGCAAAUCAAGUUCAAACUUAAUAAUGUUGAUCGGAGAAAUGCGUACAAACUGCGAGUGGCUAUUGCGUCUGCAACUCUGGCUGAAAUGCAGGUGCGGAUUAAUGAUCCGAAUGCAAAGCGACCUCUAUUUACAAGUGGAUUAAUAGGGAGGGACAAUUCAAUUGCCAGACAUGGAAUUCGUGGGCUCUACUGGCUAUACAACGUGAAUGUACCAGGUGCUCAGCUUGUUGAAGGAGAUAAUACCAUCUAUUUGACACAACCAAGAAGCACCAGCCCCUUCCAGGGAAUUAUGUACGACUAUAUUCGUUUAGAAGGCCCGCCAUCUUCUAAUGUCAAAGAUGAACUUUGAGUUCAUCUUUCUAGAAAAUGCACAUCUUCAAAUGCUGAUUUGUAUUUUGAAAAAUAAGUGCUUAUUGUAUAUAUAGUAGCAUUUGUACAUCUUCAAAAAAAACUCGGCAGAGAAUGAUAUGUGUAUGAUAAUGCUUAUAGCCCUUUGUCUGAAAAAGGAAAUAGCUGAUUUGCUGUU
This is a messenger RNA of Corylus avellana, 2785 nucleotides long. RefSeq lists its product as uncharacterized. Gene Ontology annotation, biological process: carbohydrate metabolic process. NCBI's taxonomy places the organism in Eukaryota, Viridiplantae, Streptophyta, Magnoliopsida, Fagales, Betulaceae. The record is from RefSeq and is a predicted model, not a curated record. Gene Ontology annotation, molecular function: carbohydrate binding; catalytic activity.